UGCUGUGGCUUCCGUCUCCGGUGGCCAGCUCCACCCAGCGUGCAGCGCGCGUGCGCGACUCCGGCAGGUGUGUGUGGCGACCGUCGACCUGGGAGCUGGAGCCGACGAGGGGGGCCGGCCCUGACGACCGGUUCUUGGUUAGCAGUUGAGAAUUCACAUUUACUAACCAAGAGAGUAAAAGUGAAGAUGAGCAGCCGAAGGAAACGUGCUCCCCCGAUGAAGGUGGAUGAAGAAAGGCAGCAGCAGCUUCACUGGGACAUGCAUGAGGACCUGAGGAAUGAGCAGCUCACCUUGACUGCUGAGGAGCAGGCCUGCUCAGAUGCAGACUCUUCUGAUUGCAUCAUCAUAGAUGAUGACCCUCCUGAAAGUACAGUUCACAGAGAUAAAAGGAGGCGUUCAGAGACUGUGAGCAUCUUAGAAUCCACUGAAAAAGAGACCCCUUUGUCUGUGACAUUGAAUGUUACAGUUUCUCCCUAUCGUGUGGAUCAUUGUUGGAAAGCAUUUCUGGGAGAUUUUGCUCUUCAGCUUCUCCCCAACGAGAGUUUAGUUGAACAUUUUUCUGAAAGGACUUUUACAUUGAUGAGUUCAGAGUCAAGCAGUCAGUUCCUGAUCUAUGUUCAUUCAGAUUGUAAAAAUGUAGAGAAACAAGAAAAUGUACUUAAAGGAUCACCCAGUGUUUGUGGCAAGGGUAUUCGAGUGGAAUCCUCCUUUAGUAGUGACAUGUUACAGGAUUUGGCCUGGCUACAGAAGAAAAGAGGAAUAAAACUCUACCAGAGACCAGAAGGAAAUCAUACAAUCAAGGUGGGAAUUUACAUCUUGGAAGCUGGCCUAACAAGACUAGACUUCAUGAGUGAUGCAGGUUCCAGAAUGAAAAAGUUCAAUCAGCUCAUGAAGAGAGUGAUGGAAAAGUUACAUAAUUUCAUUAUUCCAGAUGUGCUGGAAGAAGAUGAAGAUUCAGAGAGUGAGCCAGAGGGCCAAGACAUUGAUGAGCUCUAUCACUUUGUGAAGCAAACACACCAGCAAGAAACACAGUCAGUCCAAGUGGAUGUCCAGCACCCUGCAUUGAUUCCGGUGCUGAGACCUUACCAGAGAGAGGCAGUCAACUGGAUGUUACAGCAAGAGCAAUUCAGAAGCACUCCUGUUGGUGAUAACUCUCUGCACUUCUUGUGGCGAGAAAUUGUUACACCUGAUGGCUUGAAACUAUACUAUAAUCCAUACACAGGCUGCAUCAUUCGAGAUUUUCCACAUGCUGGGCCACAGUUGCUUGGUGGAAUCUUAGCAGAUGAAAUGGGUCUUGGAAAGACAGUGGAAGUUCUGGCUCUGAUUCUGACACAUACCCGACAAGAUGUCAAACAGGAUGCUCUCACCCUUCCUGAGGGAAAAGUGGUAAAUUAUUUCAUCCCAACUCAUUGUCCUAGAGGGAAAGUGAAAAAUAGAGAAGUCCAGGAUACAGAGUAUGAACCAAAAGAGAAGGUUCACUGCCCUCCUACACGUGUGAUGAUCCUGACAGCUGUGAAAGAAAUGAACGGGAAGAAAGGGGUUUCUAUUCUUUCUAUCUAUAAGUAUGUCAGCUCCAUAUUCAGAUACGAUGUUCAGCGGAACCGGAGUCUUCUGAAGCGGAUGCUGAAAUGUUUAAUCUUUGAAGGUCUUGUCAAACAGAUCAAAGGCCAUGGCUUCUCUGGGACUUUUACAUUGGGGAAGAAUUACAAAGAAGAUGUAUUUGAUAAAACAAAAAAGCAGACAGUAGGGAGUCCAAGAAAAAUUGAGAAAGAAUUAAGGAAGUCAGUGAACAAGGAUACAGAUUCUGAAUACCUGCCAUCAAACACUUCUGAUGAUGAUGAUCCUUAUUAUUAUUACUGUAAGACAAGAAAAAGCCGUAGUAAGUUGAAGAAGCCUGUUUUACUCACUAAAAAAGAAAAGGGUCAGCCUGCUAACCUGGAUUCCCAAGAUGAUGCUCCGGCUGCUGGAGACUCUGCAAGUGCUGAUGAUGCUCAUGUGUCAGAAAGCACAUGCAUCUCUGAAGACAGGCAAACCCAAGAAGCAAAAGACUGUGCUGAGUCUCCAAACCCUGCUGCCAAGGAGUUGGCACAGUCUAACACUGCAAGUCCUUGUGAGAUGCCUGAUUACCGUUUUGAGUGUAUAUGUGGUGAAUUUGACCAGAUUGGCCGCAAGCCAAGAGUUCAGUGUCUGAAGUGUCACCUGUGGCAGCAUGCGAAGUGUGUCAAUUAUGAGGAGAAGAAUCUGAAGGUGAAGCCUUUUUACUGCCCCCACUGCCUUGUUGCCAUGGAGCCAGUGUCAACAAGAGCAACUCUGAUCAUCUCUCCCAGCUCCAUUUGCCACCAGUGGGUGGAUGAAAUCAACCGGCACGUGAGGUCAUCGUCUCUUCGAGUUUUGGUAUAUCAAGGAGUGAAGAAAGACGGCUUUUUACAGCCUCAUUUUUUGGCAGAGCAAGAUAUAGUUAUCAUUACCUAUGAUGUUCUUCGUUCAGAACUAAACUAUGUCGAUAUCCCACAUAGCAAUAGUGAAGAUGGGCGUCGCCUGAGGAACCAGAAGCGUUAUAUGGCCAUCCCCAGCCCUUUGGUAGCAGUGGAAUGGUGGAGGAUCUGUCUUGAUGAAGCUCAGAUGGUUGAAUGUCCUACAGUAAAAGCUGCAGAAAUGGCCCAGCGUUUGAGCGGGAUUAAUCGGUGGUGCAUCAGUGGCACUCCAGUGCAGAGAGGAUUGGAAGAUCUUUUUGGGCUGGUGGUCUUUCUUGGGAUUGAACCUUAUUGUGUCAAACACUGGUGGAUUCGACUUCUCUAUCAUCCAUACUGCAAGAAAAAUCCUCAGCCCCUGUACAGUUUUAUUGCCAGGAUAAUGUGGAGGUCUGCAAAGAAAGAUGUCAUUGACCAAAUCCAGAUUCCACCUCAGACUGAAGAAAUGCACUGGCUCCAUUUUUCCCCUGUGGAGAGGCACUUCUAUCACCGACAGCAUGAGGUGUGCUGCCAGGAUGCCGUGGUGAAGCUCAGGAAGAUCUCUGACUGGGCCCUGAGACUGAGCAGCUUGGACAGGAGGACCGUCUCCUCUAUUCUGUAUCCACUGCUGCGGCUUCGGCAGGCCUGCUGCCAUCCACAGGCUGUGCGUGGGGAGUUCCUGCCACUCCAGAAGAGUACCAUGACAAUGGAAGAGUUGCUGACAUCUUUGCAGAAGAAAUGUGGAACGGAAUGUGAAGAGGCCCACCGGCAACUUGUUUGUGCCCUUAACGGCUUAGCAGGCAUUCACAUCAUUAAAGGUGAAUACGCCUUGGCAGCGGAGCUCUACAGAGAAGUAUUACGUUCGUCUGAGGAACACAAAGGAAAACUCAAGACGGAUUCACUUCAAAGACUUCAUGCCACACAUAACUUAAUGGAGUUGUUGGUAGCCAAACACCCAGGGAUACCUCCCACUUUGAGAGAUGGCAAACUUGAAGAAGAGGCCAAGCAGCUUCGAGAACACUAUAUGAGUAAGUGUAACACAGAAGUUGCCGAAGCUCAGCAAGCCCUGCAGCCUGUGCAGCAGUCCAUUAGGGAGCUCCAACGGAAGAUUCACUCUAAUUCUCCUUGGUGGCUGAAUGUAAUCCAUAGAGCAAUGGAAUUUUCUGUUGAUGAAGAACUUGUUCAGCGGGUGCGAAAUGAAAUAAGCAGUAACUACAAGCAACAAACUGACAAGCUCUCUAUGUCAGAGAAGUUUCGUGACUGCAGAGGUCUUCAGUUCUUACUUACAACACAAAUGGAAGAGCUCCAUAAGUUCCAGAAGCUAGUGAGGGAGGCUGUGAAGAAGCUGGAGAAGCCUCCGUCCCGUGAUGUGAUUGAGUCUGCAACUGUCUGCCACCUGCGGCCAGCUAGACUCCCUCUCAACUGCUGUGUCUUUUGUAAAGCUGAUGAAUUGUUCACAGAGUAUGAAUCAAAGCUAUUUUCUAACACAGUCAAAGGCCAGACUGCGAUCUUUGAAGAAAUGAUAGAAGAUGAAGAAGGACUUGUGGAUGAUAGAGUACCUACCACUACCAGAGGCUUGUGGGCCGUAAGUGAGACGGAGCGAUCUAUGAAAGCAAUAUUAUCAUUUGCAAGAUCACAUAGGUUUGACGUUGAAUAUGUAGAUGAAGGAAGUGUUUCAAUGGAUCUCUUCGAGGCAUGGAAGAAGGAAUAUAAGUUACUUCAUGAAUACUGGAUGACUCUGAGAAAUCGUGUAUCUGCUGUUGAUGAACUUGCAAUGGCUACAGAGCGACUAAGAGUGCGCCAUCCCAAAGAGCCAAAGCCAAACCCACCUGUCCAUCACAUCAUUGAACCACAUGAGGUUGAACAGAAUCGUAUAAAACUGGUGAAUGAUAAAGCUGUUGCUACAUCACAGCUUCAGAAGAAACUUGGACAGCUUCUUUACCUAACUAAUUUGGAGAAGUCUCAAGACAAAACAUCAGGAGGUAUCAAUCCAGAGCCUUGUCCAAUCUGUGCUCGACAGCUGGGAAAACAGUGGGCAGUGCUGACCUGUGGACACUGCUUCUGUAAUGAAUGCACUUCAAUUAUAAUUGAACAGUACAGUGUAGGGUCUCAUCGAAGCUCCAUCAAGUGUGCUAUCUGCCGCCAGACCACAUCACACAAAGAAGUCUCCUAUGUCUUCACCUCAGAGAAGGCAAACCAAGAGGAUGAUAUCCCUGUGAAGGGUAGCCAUUCUACAAAAGUGGAAGCUGUGGUCAGAACUCUGAUGAAAAUACAACUUAGAGAUCCAGGAGCCAAAGCACUCGUUUUCUCGACGUGGCAAGAUGUAUUAGAUAUUAUUUCAAAAGCUCUCACCGACAACAACAUGGAAUUUACACAAAUCAGUCGCAUUAAGACAUUCCAGGAGAACCUUUCAGCGUUUAAAUAUGAUCCCCAAAUCAAUAUUUUGCUGCUGCCCCUGCACACAGGCUCUAAUGGAUUAACUAUCAUUGAAGCCACUCAUGUCCUCCUGGUGGAGCCCAUACUGAACCCUGCCCAUGAGCUUCAGGCCAUUGGGAGAGUGCACCGAAUUGGACAGACAAAACCUACUAUUGUACAUAGAUUCUUAAUUAAAGCAACAAUAGAAGAACGGAUGCAGGCAAUGCUAAAAACUGCUGAGAGGAGCCACACAAGCUCAUCCGGGAAGCAUUCUGAAGCCUCUGUGUUGACUGUGGCUGACCUGGCAGACCUGUUUACCAAAGAGAAUGAGGACCUUGAAUGAAUGCCAUCAAAUCAUUCCACACAUUUUAAGAUAGGACUUAGCUUUCACAGAUGUAAAGCAAAGUUACAAAUUGAAGACAAAAAGUUAGUAAAUAUUAGCCAAUACUAUUUUAAGUUGAAUACAUUUAUUUUGUUAUACACUAGCCUAGUAAUAAUUGGCAAUUGGCUCCUUUUCGGUAUACUGAUUUCAAACCAUUUACAAUGAAUUUUAAUUUUACACUCCUGAAACAUUUACUUUAUGUUCCACAUGUAUAUCUAUAAUUGAUAUGGCAGAGGAAUUAAGAAAAGAAGGUAUUAAAUAAUUUUUCAGUAGUAGAUAUAACUAAACUAACAAGACAGACUACAUGAGAAAGAAGGUAACUUAGUCUAGUUUUGUAUGACCUGAUAUAUACAGCCAAUGUAAAUGACAUUUUUAAAAGGGCCUUCAGCAUCUUUAGCAUAUGAUUCACUAUUAUCUUUUCAGUAAUGUUUUACGAAAAUGCUAAGCUAUAAUAACUAGUUAUUUGCAUGAGUUUAAACUGUAACACUGUCAUUGGAACUUUACAGUAAGUAGUACAGCUCCUAAUAAAUCGUUAGGUGGUUAUUUUGUGUUUUAUUACUAAACAUUAAAAUACUGAAAAACUCAUUUUUCUAUUAUGUUUAAGUGGUAUCAUUGUUAGUGUUUUUAAGUGUAUUAACAGUUACCUACAGUAAGCUCUUUAGUCUUUUUAGUAAGAAUUUUUUUGUGUUUUAAGAUGAUGUAUCUGCAAGUAUGACUUUUUUUAAAAUCAUCAGUGUACUGAAUUCCUUUCCAGUAUUCCUGUAACUCAUCGUUUUAGUCACUAGUUAUCUAAAUUUACAGUAGAGUUUAUUCAUUUCAGUUACUCUCUCCUUAGGAACUAGUGUUUGAUCUUACUGCAAGAGAAUGCUGUGUUCACACAUGCAUAGAACUAUAAGUGGUUAAACUGUCUCUUCUGUGAAGAAUUCAUAGAUGACUUUGAAAUCACAAAAUAAGAAGUAGCUUAUUGUAUCCCAGCCUUGUGUUGUUAUAUAAAUGUUCUUGUUUUCUUUCCUUUAGCUGUUGAAGUUUUAAGUGACCCUCGAGAUUCAUUAGCUCCUACCUAACUGUUGAGAAAACUGUACUAGAAAUAGUCCCUGGGUCUCCUUCAUCCAGGGAACUCUGGUGCUUAAGCUACGGUGCAUUUUCCUAUCCAGGUUUAUAGGUGACAGUUCAGCUGAAGAAGGCACAUUUUGGGUGCUUAUUCUUUAGUUGAAGGGAGAUAUGCAUUGAUUCUUUUAUAUGAAAUUAAACAUAAUAUUUUUACAGCUCUUUUACAUUCACAAAGAGCUAUUCUGUAUAUUGAUGUAGUUGAUACUCACAACAGUCCUGUGAAGUGGAUAUAAUUAGUGUCAUUCCUAUUUUGAAGGUAAAGAACUAAUGCUCAGGAGGAAACUUGCCUAUGAUAUGUAGCAAAUAGACAAAGUAGUCCAGGCCCCCUGGCUUCAUAUCUACUGUUCUUCCACCAAACCGUCUACCAUGCUGAGGUUCAGAAGCCUUGUGCUGGUAAUUUAAGAAUGAGAUUGUUUAAGUACUUAUUUUUGUUUCCUAAUAUUUCAUGUGCUAUGUUCUAGGAAAAAUAAUUUGAUAUGCUUCAAUUAAAAAAUAACAUAUAGAUAGGUAUCUAUACUUAUCAGUGUUAGAGGAAAACUACUCUUAUUUAUUUCAGUAAGAUACCUCAAAUAAAUAUUUUAAUGGAAAAUGAAA
Grammomys surdaster is the source of this 6951-nucleotide messenger RNA. It is a transcript of the gene Shprh, whose product is annotated as SNF2 histone linker PHD RING helicase. Gene Ontology annotation, molecular function: ATP binding; ubiquitin protein ligase activity; DNA binding. The coding region runs from base 187 to 5208 and encodes 1673 amino acids. Gene Ontology annotation, biological process: protein polyubiquitination; DNA damage response; nucleosome assembly. Gene Ontology annotation, cellular component: nucleosome; nucleus. NCBI's taxonomy places the organism in Eukaryota, Metazoa, Chordata, Mammalia, Rodentia, Muridae. The record is from RefSeq and is a predicted model, not a curated record. The transcript is spliced from 30 exons.